Molecule: messenger RNA, 2090 nt
Organism: Trichomycterus rosablanca
Lineage: Eukaryota; Metazoa; Chordata; Actinopteri; Siluriformes; Trichomycteridae
Gene: saal1
Product: serum amyloid A-like 1
Exons: 13
Coding region: 468-1904 (478 amino acids)
Biological process (GO): positive regulation of synoviocyte proliferation
Cellular component (GO): nucleoplasm
Source: RefSeq, a predicted model, not a curated record
AGCAGCAUUUACCAAAAUAAAAGUCUUUACCUUUUUACAUAAACCCAAAAUCUGAAACUGAACUGAACACUUAAGAACAUAAAUUAGUAAAAACAAAACACUCUUUAAGGAUCCUUUACAGAUACAUCCAACUAUCGCUGAGUCAUCAGAAAAUUUCUGAAGGUGGCAGGUCUCAGUCCGAUAGCUGAAGUCCGUGGUGUAGAGGGUGAAGAGGAAGGGAGAGAGAACAGUUCCCUGUGGUGUUCCGGUGUUGCUGAUCACUCUGUCCGACACACCGUGCUGCAGGCGCACGUACUGAGGUCUGCCGGUCAGGUAGUCUGUAAUCCAGGACACGAGGGGGGUGUCCACCUGCAUCGCUGUCAGCUUCUCACCCAGAAGAGCCGGAUGAAUUGUGUUGAAUGCACUGGAGAAGUCAAAAAACAUGAUCCUCACCGUGCUGGCUGGCUUGUCCAGAUUCUAAUGAAAACAUGACUAAAGAGACAAAUGACGUAAGUUCCAGUAAUUCGUCUUCACCCCAGGACUCGCCAGAGAUGGAUCGGAACCCCUCGCCUCCUCCAGAGGGAGAUGAUGAGGCUGAUGAAGAGGCUGAUGCUAUUGGAGACACUGUGUAUAGCAAGCAUUGGCUCUUUAGCACCUUAACCCACCUUAUUCAGGUGGUAACAGAACAGCAGUCCAGACCAGAUGAUCGCUCACAAGAACUGUCUGAUGAGCAUGAGCAGGAGUUGUGUAAAGUGUGGGACAUGGCCAUGGACAAGGAUGUUGCUGUUUUUUUACUGGAGUUCAAAGCUCCAGAAAUUUUGCUGGGAGUGAUUGCUAAGUCACACAGUCCACGUCUUACUGAAAUUUGUAUCGGGAUUCUGGGAAAUAUGACCUGUUUCCAUGACACGUGUCUGUCUAUCAGUCAAAAUGCUGAACUAGGUGCUGUGCUGUUGUUACUGCUGGGUGACAAUGACCCGCCAACACUGUUAGAGACAUGCAGGCUUCUACUGACCUGCGUGUCUCAACCUGAUGUUGCUCCCUUGUGGUUGGAAAGGAUAAGGCAGGAGACAGCCACACUCUCAAAUCUUUGUUUCAUCAUGCGCAGUUCCACUAAUGCGGACUUGUUGCUGAAGGUGGGAGAGCUGGUUGAUAAGUUGUUUGAUGAGGAUGAAGAGUUAAUGAAGACCUGGCUGACUGGGCCACCCACUGAGGGUGAUGGGGAUGAGGACACACACCAGGAUAUUGCUUCUUCCUUGCUGGAGGCUGCUGUGCAGCUGAGGAGGGAAAAUCCAAAUGCUCUUGAGGUGUAUUUCCAUGCUCUUCAACUCCUUACUACAGUAGAUGAAGGGCUGCAAAAUCUUGUAUCAGAUGCAGGCUGUGGUGGUGAAGUGUGGAACAUGGUAUGUGAAGUGAUGUGUGAGGAUUUGUGCCAGCCAGAUGAUCCUCCUCUCAUCCUGCAGGAGCAGAAGGGUGUCCUGGCCCCUGGCCUCGCUUUGUUGUCAGCCUUAUACUCCAACCGUCGGACAGACUUCGGUUCAGCCUUGGUGGCAAGCCUUCUUCGUAUCCUUCACUUUUAUAGUGAGACUCAACAGGUGCUGUCUAAUGCGGAGUCAGAACACAAACAGACAGAAGAAUUGAGGGAUGAGGAGAAAGACACACGGCUCCAGAUUUUGGCUGAAAUAGCUGCUGAGUUCCUUUCUGCGGUACUGACAAAUUUGUCCAUGGACGAUGUGUUGGAGUUGCUGAAAAUAGAUCAUCUUAAUGAGAAGAUCUGGGUUUCUGCUAUAAGGGUGCUGCUGCCUCAGUACAUCUCAUCUGUGCAGUGUGUAGUUUCUACAUUGUCAAAAGUGGAGCCUAAACUGGCAGACAUUAUAAGCAGGCAGUGUUCCAUCACACUAGAAACAAACGGCACCAAACCAGGCUAGACCAAACAUACCUAACUCUUUGGACUACUCCCUUUAUUCUUUGUCAGUCUUUGAAAGCUGAUGAAUACAGGGCUGCAUACUCAGCUCUUUUGUAUUUAGUGCCCAGUUUUAAUGAGAACUGCACCACAUUUGUUUUUACAUUUUAUGUUUAUAUUGAUUUUGUGUAUGUUUGUGUGUAUUUGUCAU